CACUCUCUCUCUUCCCAAAACACUACAAUCCACUCUACGUUGCGUAACUUCACCAAAUUCACAUGCAAAAUCAAACUCAUCUUCAUUUCAUUUUUAUCAUCUUAUACACAUUUAUAUUUUUACUCUUUCUUCAUUUUCCAACACUUACAAACCAUGUGCUCUUCACUGUCACAUAUUAACCCUACCCUCUCACUCUCUCUUUGAUUCAUCACUCUCUCAUGGUUCUUACUCUUCAUCAUCAACCAUGCCCACCUUCUCCUCUCUCCCUAGGUGGAUUGGUGGAAAAUUCUUGGGAAGGAAUCCUAGCAACACAAUCAACAACGUUGGUGACAGCAGUGAUGACCCUGGAGUUGCCGUCAUAGCAGACGACAACCCAGUCAUCAGCAUGGUGGAGUGUUACGCCUGCACACAAGUCGGUGUGCCAGUGUUCCACUCCACCAGCUGUGCAGAUAGCUGUCACCAACCCGAAUGGGAAGCGUCCGCCGGUUCCUAUCUGGUUCCAAUCCAAAACCGUCCCGGAAAAUUCGCAAGAGCAGUAUCAAAGCCAAAUUGGGGAGUUUUAGGCAAAGUAUUAGAUCCAAGAAGCAAGCGCGUGCAAUUAUCCAACCGCGCGUUGUUGUUGGCGCGUGGGGUAGCUUUAGCGAUUGAUCCGUUGUUUUUCUACGCGCUGUCUAUAGGGAGAGAAGGGUCGCCGUGUUUGUAUAUGGACGGUGGUUUAGCGGCGGUUGUUACGGUGGCGCGUACGGUGGUUGAUGCGGUGCAUUUGUUUCAUGUUUGGUUGCAGUUUAGAUUAGCUUAUGUUUCGAGAGAAUCACUUGUUGUUGGAUGUGGGAAACUCGUGUGGGACGCACGUGCCAUUGCUUCUCAUUAUAUGAGAUCUUUCAAAGGUUUUUGGUUUGAUGUUUUUGUUAUUCUUCCUGUUCCUCAGGUUGUGUUUUGGCUUGUAGUACCAAAAUUGAUAAGAGAAGAGAGAAUUAAAAUCAUUAUGACAACAUUGCUAUUGAUUUUUUUGUUCCAAUUUCUCCCUAAGGUUUACCAUAGCAUAAGUAUGAUGAGAAGAAUGCAAAAAGUCACAGGCUACAUCUUUGGCACCAUUUGGUGGGGAUUUGGACUCAAUCUCAUUGCUUAUUUCAUUGCUUCGCACGUUGCUGGAGGGUGUUGGUAUGUUCUUGCGAUUCAACGCGUUGCAUCAUGCCUUCAACAGCAAUGUGAAAGAACUAUUGGAUGCAAUCUUUCUCUGGCAUGUUCGGAGGAGGUAUGCUAUAAGUCUUUGUUACCAGAAACAAUUGGAAAUCCAUGUGGUGGAAACUCAACGAUGAUGUCGAAGCCUGUGUGCUUAGAUAUUGAUGGACCUUACAAAUAUGGGAUUUACCAAUGGGCACUUCCAGUCAUAUCCAGCAAUUCCUUGGCUGUCAAGAUUCUUUAUCCCAUUUUUUGGGGUUUGAUGACCCUCAGCACUUUUGGAAAUGAUCUUGAACCCACAAGUAACUGGCUAGAAGUGAUUUUUAGCAUCUGCAUUGUACUCAGUGGACUGUUACUUUUCACUUUGUUGAUCGGAAACAUCCAGGUAUUCCUACAUGCAGUCAUGGCAAAGAAGAGAAAGAUGCAGCUGAGAUGCCGAGACAUGGAAUGGUGGAUGAGGAGGAGGCAGUUGCCGUCUCGAUUAAGACAAAGAGUUCGGCAUUUUGAACGUCAGAGAUGGGCAGCCAUGGGAGGAGAAGAUGAGAUGGAACUGAUCAAAGACUUACCUGAGGGUUUGAGGAGAGACAUCAAGCGCCAUCUUUGCUUGGACCUCAUUAAAAAGGUACCAUUGUUUCACAACUUGGAUGAUCUUAUUCUUGACAACAUCUGUGACAGGGUGAAGCCUCUAGUCUUCUCUAGAGAUGAAAAGAUAAUUAGAGAAGGUGAUCCUGUACCAAGGAUGGUGUUCAUUGUUCGCGGACGCAUAAAGCGAAACCAAAGUCUAAGCAAAGGCAUUGUCGCGACUAGUGUCCUCGAACCAGGAGGUUUCUUAGGCGAUGAACUACUUUCUUGGUGCCUUAGACGUCCUUUUAUUGACCGGCUUCCAGCUUCUUCGGCCACAUUUGUUUGUCUUGAAUCAACUGAAGCAUUUGGUCUUGAUGCUCAAAACUUGAGGUACAUAACCGAUCAUUUCCGGUACAAAUUCGCAAAUGAGAGGCUAAAGAGAACGGCAAGAUACUACUCGUCGAAUUGGAGAACAUGGGCUGCGGUUAAUAUUCAACUUGCUUACAGACGUUACAGGCAGAGGACUCGAGGUCCAGUGACUCCUGUAAGGGAUAAUGGAGGCACUGAGCGUAGGCUCAUGCAGUAUGCUGCAAUGUUCAUGUCAAUUAGGCCACAUGAUCAUCUUGAAUGAUAAGGGUUUGUGAAUGCAAUAGAAAGAAGUUUGAACUCUCCACAGCAAUAUCACAACCACAAUUUCGACCACAUCGGCCAUAUAUUUCUCCAUUCUGCGGCAAUAUAAAGAUUCUCAGCACAGCCGCGACUGCAAUUGCAAUUUAAAACCGUGUGAUAAACUUGAGUCCAUGAUUGAUAUUAUUUUUAUUUAUUUGAUUUUUUAUUUGGGGUUAUCGAUCCUCGAUGAAUUUUAUGUGAAAAUAAAACCUUCAGACCUUUGAAAUUGCUAUUUUAAAAUUGUGAAAUCAUUCAUGAUAUGUAUAAAAAAAGAGAGAAAAAUAGUGAUUCAGGAAUCAUUGAAUUCCUGUUAAUUCAUUUUGUA
Molecule: messenger RNA, 2740 nt
Organism: Medicago truncatula (barrel medic)
Lineage: Eukaryota; Viridiplantae; Streptophyta; Magnoliopsida; Fabales; Fabaceae
Product: cyclic nucleotide-gated ion channel 2
Exons: 8
Coding region: 245-2377 (710 amino acids)
Biological process (GO): transmembrane transport; monoatomic ion transport
Cellular component (GO): membrane
Molecular function (GO): monoatomic ion channel activity
Source: RefSeq, a predicted model, not a curated record